CAUGACCACGCCUGUCGAAUUCGUCACGUAAGUGACGUCACAGCCAAACACUCGCGAGAUCUUCCCCAGUGUGGGAACACAGUGUGGUUGUGUGCGCGACGAAGACAAGGAAAGAUGGCGACGCAGGAGAGCCAAGCGACCAAAGAAGCCGUCAGCAAUGGCGAGGUGAGCAGUAAUGGAAGUGCUGCAACUACAGACAGUCAGACACUGCAGACAACUGGAAAUGCAAAUGAGCAGCAGCAACAGCAGCAGCAACAACAAGCACCUAAUGCCUGGCAGGUUAUUAAAGGGGUCCUCUUCAGAAUCUUUAUAAUCUGGGCCAUCAGUAGCUGGUUUCGUCGAGGAUCAUCCACUCCAGACCCCAACACACCAGCCGGGGCACCCAGAGUACCCAGCAGGAACCUGUUUCCAAAGGACACUCUCAUGGAACUGUACGUGUACAUCUCUCAGGAGGAGGUGUUCACCGACUUCAACAACACAGAAGCUCUGUUUUGGUUCCACCGGGACCUGGUCUACGGAGACUGGACCACAGGGGAGGAAGGAGAUGGCUGCUAUGAACAGUACAAGGAGAUAGAUAUCCCAGAGGCGGUGCAGCAGAACGGCUCCCUCUAUAUUCACGUCUACUUCACAAAAAGUGGAUUGCACCCAGACCCUAAGCGCAAAGGGCAGUAUCGCAGACUGUCAACAGUUCAUGCAACACGAAUGCUGAACAAAUUUAAGCGGAGGAAGUUUAUGAAGACCAAGAAUCUGCUCACAGGUGAAACAGAAGCAGAUCCAGAGAUGAUAAAGCGGGCAGAGAGCCACGGUCCAGUGGAGAUCAUCUCUCACUGGCACCCUAACCUCACCAUCAACAUGGUGGACGACCACACAGCCUGGGUCAAAGGCUCCGUGCCGGCUCCGCUGGACCAGCAUGUGAAAUUUGAUGCGGUAAGUGGCGACUACUACCCUAUAGUGUACUUCAAUGACUACUGGAACCUUCAGAAGGACUACUAUCCCAUCAACGAGACCUUGACCAAACUGCCGCUGCGCCUCAGCUAUUGCCCACUGUCCUUGUGGCGCUGGCAGCUCUAUGCUGCCCAGAAUGCUCGUUCACUGUGGAACUUCCUGCCCGAGGACACCUAUGAACAGUCUGAUGAGGAUCAAGACUCUGUGAAGGUAGCCUUGUUGGAAACCAACCCCUACCUCCUGGGACUCACCAUCGUCGUCUCCAUCGUGCACAGCAUCUUUGAAUUUCUUGCCUUUAAGAAUGACAUCCAGUUUUGGAACAGUCGACAGUCUUUGGAAGGCCUCUCUGUGCGCUCCAUCAUUUUUGGAGUGUUCCAGUCACUGGUGGUGCUGCUGUACAUUCUCGACAACGAGACCAACUUUGUGGUGCAGGUCAGCGUCUUCAUUGGUCUUCUAAUUGACCUCUGGAAAAUCACAAAGGUGAUGGAUGUUAAGUUGGACAGAGAGAACAAAAUUGCAGGAGUCUUCCCCAGACUUGUUUUCAAAGACAAGUCCACAUAUGUGGAGUCUUCUACCAAAAUCUACGAUGACAUGGCCUUCAAGUACUUGUCUUGGUUACUCUACCCCCUGUUUGGCUGCUACGCUGUCUACAGUUUAUUGUAUGUCGAACACAAAGGCUGGUACUCCUGGGUACUCAGCAUGCUCUAUGGCUUCUUGCUAACCUUUGGUUUCAUAACGAUGACGCCGCAGCUAUUCAUCAACUACAAAAUGAAGUCGGUGGCCCACCUCCCGUGGAGGAUGCUCACCUACAAGGCUCUCAACACCUUUAUUGAUGACCUGUUUGCCUUUGUCAUCAAGAUGCCCAUGAUGUACAGGAUAGGAUGCCUCAGAGACGAUGUCGUCUUCUUCAUCUACCUUUAUCAGCGCUGGAUUUAUCGCGUGGACCCCAACAGGGUCAACGAAUAUGGCACCAGCGGAGUGGACCACCUCCAGAACAAGACACAAUCAGGUGAUGCUGCUGCAGAGAAACCAGCCGAGGAGAAGAAGAAAGAUUAAGCCCUGUUCGGCCUCACUCGGACAAAGCGGACUUGUGGAAUUAGGCAGGCGGGGACAGUCUGUCAUGGACAAUGGUGGGAGGGGGGGAGAAAAGAAAAAGAAAAAAAAUUGCAGUUCAACUGUACCCCUCUGAUUCCUGUGCCGACCCACAGAGAAUCAUCUUCUAUGUAGACUGGUACAUUUUUAUUUCUAUUCCCCGCCCUCUCGUUUUACAGUUCAAGUGAAGUAAAAACAAAACGUGAUGUACUGUAUUCUGUUUGGUUUUCCGAGGAUAACGGUGUCUUGAAAUACACGCUGGCAAGAUUUGCAGUUAUGUUUUUUCAUACAUGGAAGAAAGAAGACAUCUGCAACUUUUUCUUCUUUGUGUAAAAUUCCUUGUGAAUGUUUUUGAUUUCAUUCCACGUGAGUACCGUGUUGAUGUUGGAGGAAAACUGGAAAACCUCUGAAUGGAGCAGACGGGACAUCGGCAACAAGACAAGUAACUACUCUACUACCCUCGGUAACAAUUUUAAACAAAUUGUUCAUGUUCUAAACUGGAACCAAAAAAAAAGCCUUGUUUGUAUUAAUAUAAAUAUUAAUAUUGUCAA
Doryrhamphus excisus (bluestripe pipefish) is the source of this 2588-nucleotide messenger RNA. RefSeq names its product CLPTM1 regulator of GABA type A receptor forward trafficking (gene clptm1). Gene Ontology annotation, cellular component: membrane; endomembrane system. Lineage: Eukaryota; Metazoa; Chordata; Actinopteri; Syngnathiformes; Syngnathidae. The record is from RefSeq and is a predicted model, not a curated record.